AGGAUUAUCGAAUAAUUUAAUUUAAAAAUAAAUGCAAAGUAAUUUUUUUUCUGACAUUUUAAUUUUUGAAUUUCUGAGUCUCAAAGAUGGCGGCUGGCAAAAAAAUAUUUUCUCAUCGGAAGUCAAAGUAAAAGUAAUCGGGCAACUUUUUAGUGAAUAAAUUACCAUUAAUAAAUAAACAAUUGAUUUUUUGUACUGAAUUUUUGUAGCGAAAAAAAACUGAGUGUUUAAAAAACUAAAAACUCAUGAAUUUCGAAAUCCAGAACUGAUAUUAAAGUUUUUUAACAAAUUUACUGAUAGUAAAUUAUCAACACCAGUUGUUUGAAAACACUAAUGUGUUUUAUGUCACUUACAAUUAAUUGUGCUGAUUAAAUCUAUGGGUUUUUUUUUUAUUUUGUUAAUUGAAAUUGUGAUAAAAAUAUUUUUUUUUAGAGCAGCAUCCUUCUGUUGAUUCACAUAACAACACUCCAGCCUAAUGUCUGUAUGGUCGACAAGCACCGGACGCAAUUCAGUGUUUGGUGCCGAGGGUGGACCAACGACCGCAGCUUCCACUCAUCCCACGAUACCAAUUGACGUUCAUUCCCACUCUCAUCUUCACACCACCGAGGGUCACUGUUUCAAUAAACGUUUCUACAAGUGCCAGAAAACAAUGUCACAGUCGGGCGAUGGCCUUCAUACGCCGAGUUAUCUUUCUUGGAGAAAAUUGCAGCUCAGUAGGGCAAAGCUCAAGGCUUCCAGCAAGACAUCAGCAUUACUCUCCGGGUUUGCUAUGGUUGCAAUGGUUGAAGUACAAUUGAGUACAGACACUAAAGUGCCAACAGAAAUGCUGAUAGCAUUCGCUGUAUGUACGACACUACUCGUAGCCGUCCAUAUGCUCGCGUUGAUGAUCUCGACCUGCAUUCUCCCCAACAUUGAGGCUGUUUGUAAUCUCCAUAGCAUAAGUCUGGUCCAUGAAUCUCCACAUGAACGUCUUCAUUGGUACAUCGAGGUGGCCUGGGCUUUCUCGACACUACUGGGACUCAUAUUAUUUCUGAUCGAAAUCGCCAUACUCUGUUGGGUUAAAUUUUACGAUUUUUCUCAAGUCGCCGCUUGGUCGGCGUGCGUUGUACUGAUACCUGUACUAAUUGUCUUUCUUGCAUUCGCGGUUCACUUUUAUCGCAGCCUUGUCGCUCAUAAAUACGAAGUCACAGUAUCGGGAAUACGGGAACUAGAAUUACUUAAAGAGCAAAUUGAAUCUACGGAUAUUGAAGGUAGAAAUGGCAAUAUGUUGCAAUCAAACACACAUAUUGUUUGAUUUUUAUAUUA
Messenger RNA from Microplitis mediator, 1305 nucleotides. RefSeq names its product calcium release-activated calcium channel protein 1-like. The coding region runs from base 476 to 1294 and encodes 272 amino acids. The transcript is spliced from 4 exons. Gene Ontology annotation, cellular component: membrane. The record is from RefSeq and is a predicted model, not a curated record. Gene Ontology annotation, biological process: store-operated calcium entry. Gene Ontology annotation, molecular function: store-operated calcium channel activity. Lineage: Eukaryota; Metazoa; Arthropoda; Insecta; Hymenoptera; Braconidae.